This is a messenger RNA of Chaetomium strumarium, 9328 nucleotides long. RefSeq lists its product as uncharacterized. Gene Ontology annotation, molecular function: catalytic activity. The transcript is spliced from 3 exons. The record is from RefSeq and is a predicted model, not a curated record. Bases 454 to 9021 code for a protein of 2855 amino acids. NCBI's taxonomy places the organism in Eukaryota, Fungi, Ascomycota, Sordariomycetes, Sordariales, Chaetomiaceae.
AAGAUGGGGAGCUUCGCAAGGCUCCUGCUGCACUGUGCUGAAGCUUCGGUGCCGUUGCCAAGGUCUUCAGAGCGGCGCGGUGAAUUGGAUUCACUGAUUCAGACACUUCGCGCAUCCGCCUGGCUGCAACCCUGUGGCCAACGGUGCGGUACAUGUCAAGCACGCCCGUACCUCGCCCCGCUUGCGGUGGUAGCCCUUUCCCCCUCGUGUGCGUGCCAGCCUGGAGUUGACUGUUGCGUUGUCCCCGACAUUCGGUUCCGAGAACUCGACGUGCAGCGACGACCGCGAACUCCGUGCCAACUGCCCGACACGCCCGACUGCGCCAUGUGGCCCAGUGCCUGAGAUUCCCCUCCAGCUUGGUUUUCUUUUGUUUGAGAUACCCAUUCGGUGUUUGCAUUACUCAUCUUUUUAAAGUUGUGUAUUAUAUACCGUUUCCGGGGGCCCGCCUUCGCCAUGGCCGCCGCUUCGAGUCCCACGAUCCCGCGCAUCGACGCUUCGACAUCGUGGCUGUUGUUGGAGGACGAAACGACCGAGGCUCGGCUAUUGGUUCUGGUUUCUCGGGUACUCGGCAUCGCGACGAACAGGAUACAAGUGAACCAGUCAUUCCGGGACUUGGGCGGCGAUGAGCAGAGCGCGGCAGCGCUGCGGAAGGCGUGCAUGAAUGCGGGGAUGGACGUGAAGGUGAAGGAUAUCCUCCGAUGCGCGACCCUCGCCGAGUUGCAGACCUGCGUUACGCCUUGCGCGCCGCAAAGCCGACAUCCCCAGAUCGACGACGUCGAGGGCGUCAUGAUCGCGCCAUUAGAGGUACACCGAGCGAGCCGGAUGUCGAUAAUGCCAGAACCGAGCCAGGGACAUUUAGCAGUGCCGCUUGGGAAGAGGACAGAGAUUGAGCAGGCGCUUGGCACGCAGCCGGAGGUUGGGAGGAUAGCAACAGUACGCCCGAAGGCAGGUCUACUCGAAGGGAAGCUCGUCGCUCUUCUCACACUCCGCGGCACCCACUCGACGAACCAGCGCCCACACGCCAUCAACCUGAUACCCCAGUCACACGCGCUCUUUGCGGGGACACAGGUCGCCCAUCUCAAACGCGCCGCCGAGACCACUCUUCCACCCGAUGAUGUGCCCGACAUUUGGAUCGUUUUGGAUGGGAUGCCACUUACCGAAGCAGGCGACCUGGACAUGCGGCGGUUGCGGACAUGGGCGCAAAACAUCAAUGAGAAUGUCUACCACCAAGCCUUGAGCCUGGAGCACCAGGAAACACUACAAGAGCCCGCAACGGAAAUGGAAAAGUCGAUGCAGAAGCUAGUGAGCAAGGUCCUGAAUGUUCCAGAGAGCCAGAUCGGUGUCAACUUUUCUCUCUCUCAGCUCGGCGGUGAUGAGAUGACGGCUAUGGAGUUGGCGGCCCGUUGCAAGCACGAGUCCAUCCACAUUAACCCUUCCGAAGCACUUGGGUCGAUGACCUUGUCGGAGCUGGCCGCUAUUGCAGAAUCGCGGAGUGGCUUGGCGCAUAAGUGGGACGAAGAGAUAUCCGACUGCUUCGAUCUUUCCCCGAUGCAGCACUUGUACUUCCAGACGGCAAUGGGAGGCGACUUAAAGCGGAGGCCUGCCCUGGACGGGAGCUAUCGCUUCAACCAGAGCCUGCUGUUGCGGUUAAAGAAGCAUUUCUCCUUUGAGGACAUCUCGGCCGCCAUCCAGGCCGUCGUGGCCCACCACCCGAUGUUGAGAUCCCGCUUCGGCCGAGGCUUGAAUGGAUGGGUCCAGAGGGUCUUGCCCGAUGUGGCCGGAUCCUACACGCUAUGUCAUAGUGCGAUCCGGUCCGAGCGCGAGCUGGAGGACAUCAUUGAGCGGACGCAGAUAUCGAUCAAUGUCGAGAUGGGGCCUGUCUUCGCAGCGGACUACCUCACAACCCACGAUGGCCUACACUUGGUGUACCUCGCGGCGCACCAUCUCGCAGUCGACCUUCUCUCUUGGCGCAUAAUCGUCCAUGACCUGGACGAGUUGCUACAGAACGGGAAUCUGCUGUCCCAACGGUCAAUGCCCUUUCACCAGUGGGUAGACCUCCAAAAGGAAGACGCUGUCAAACCGGACCCCAGGAAUCUUCUUCCUUUCCCUAUUCAACCCGGCGAUUAUGCCUAUUGGGGCUUGCAAGACACGCCGAACGCUUACGGCGAUGCCCUCGAGGUGAGCUUUUCGCUGGAUCAGGAAACGACGAACAUCCUACAGAGCUCCUGCAACCAAGUCUUCAAAACGGACUGCGUUGACAUCUAUCUCGCUGCUCUCAUGCUGUCCUUCGCCCAGACCUUCCACGACAGACCGGUCCCGGUUGUAUGGAACCAGGAACAUGGACGAGAUACAUGGAACCACCCAGAAAUUGACGUUUCCGAGACCGUGGGCUGGUUCACAUCCCUCUGCCCACUUAGCCUCAAGAUAGACACUUCAGACGACUUCAUCAACGUCCUUCGCCAUCUCAAAGACACUCGGCGAUCCAUACCCGCCCGCGGCGCUCAGUACUUCGCUUCGCGCUUCUACCACUAUGACAAGGAGGAUUUGAUAGCGAGAGACUGGCCAUUUGAGAUCAUCUUCAGUUAUGCCGGCUCUCUCCAGCACCUGGACCGCGAGAACGGAGUGUUAGAACAGCUCGCGAUGCCCAGCCGGACCUCGGCGCCAUCAACAUCGGAUAUCGGUGGCAAUGUCGGGCGCAUCGCCUUGUUCGAGAUUAGCGCCAUGGUCGACCAAGGAAGCGCCAAGGUCAAGUUUCUGUACAGCCGCUUCUCCAAAGAUCAGGCACGCAUAUCUCAAUGGGUCCAGAACUACGAGCAUCUCCUCCUCGAGGCGAUCGGGAGGCUACGAUACCAUCCGCAGGAGCUGACCCUCGCAGACGUUCCUCAUCUUGACGUGACUUACGAAGGACUGGAAAAGUUCAACAAGGACCGUGUUGCGACGCUCAAGCUUGGCAGUGUCCGUGAUGUCGAGACCAUCUACCCGGUCACCGCAGUUCAGCAAAGCAUCUUGAUCAGCCAAGCACAGCGGCCCGACACGUGCUAUCUGCAUGCCAUUUACGAGUUCGCGUCUUCGAAUGGCGAUCCGAUCGAUAUCGCCAGGAUAUGCACCGCUUGGGAGCAGGUUACCAUGCGACAUGCAGCGUUGCGAACCAUCUUCACUGAGAGUGUCAGUGAAACGGGGCUUUGGGACAAGGUCAUUCUUCGAAGAGCCUCGCCUGAGAUGCUCUUUAUUGACACAGCACCGACGGAGGACCCUGUCUAUGAACUAAGCAACCUUCCCAAUCUGCGGCCGACGGAGAGCAAGCCACUUCAUCGGCUUACGGUGUGCAAGGCGCCCACCAGGACAUUGGUCAAGCUGGACAUCAGCACAGCCCUAUGCGAUUCCCUGAGCAUCCAUCUCCUUCUCCACGACUUGAGACGAGCAUACGCAACGGAACGGGCCAUCACCGAACCUGACCAGUUCUCAUACCCGCAUUACCUCUACUUCCUCAAGACCGUCCGACAAGAAAGCAGCCUGGCGUUCUGGCGCGAUAAGCUUACUGGCGUCCCACCAUGCCAUUUCCCCCGACUCACUGUUCUGCCAGAGGAGCUCCGAUUUGUAAACACCUGCGUCGAACUGGACAUCACAUCAUACCAGCUGUCCGGCUUUACUCGGACCCAGAAGACGACCGUUGAUGCCGUGCUCCGGCUGGCAUGGGGCCUCAUCUUGCGAUGCUUUACCGGCUCCAACCAGGUCUGUUUUGGAUUCCAGACGGUAGGCCGUGACGACUCGAUUUUGGGAAUGAGACAUGCAGUGGGCUCCUUCUCGAAUACCGUGACCUGCAGCUACGAGCUUGGAGCGUACAGUUCCGUGGCCGCGGCGCUGCAGAUGGUGGAGGAGCAACUGUCAGCCAGUCUAGCCCACCAGCACUUCACAUUGGCCGAGCUCCAACAUGGCAUGGGCAUGAAGGGCGGUAAGCGCCUGUUCAACUCCUGCUUGACAUUCACCGAAGAGCCGGCGGGGUUGAACAGCAAGUUCACAACGCGGACCACCUUCGAGCUCAAGCCUAUCUCGUUGCAGCAGACGUUCGAUGUGGACGUCGUGAUGAACACGCGCUUCAUGGCGGGGAAGCUGGUGGUGGAUAUCGGGCAGCGCGUAAUGUCUCCGGAGCAGGCCAUCAACGUGGCAACCACGUUCGGCACAGCAGUCCGCGCAAUCCUCACGUCGCCCGACGUCUCGAUCGGCUUGGUUGACCUUUUCACCGACAGGGACUAUGCCCAAAUCCUGGCAUGGGAUGCAGAGGCGCCACCGCAAGCGAUGGAGCAGGCGCAGCACGUAGUCCACGAGCUCGUAUCCAGACAGGCUGCCAUACAACCGUCAUCUCAGGCGGUGUGCGCCUGGGACGGAUCUCUGACGUACCUUCAGCUCGAGGAGGAGGCCACCAAGCUAGCGCACCAUCUUGUCGACGCCGGUGUUGGUCCUCACUGCGUCGUACCCGUCGUCAUGGACAAGUGCAAGCUUGCCCCCGUGGCUAUGGUGGCUGUUCUCAAGUCCGGUGCGGCGUUUGUCCCCAUAGAUUCCUUAGAGCUUGGCAUGAUUCAGCCCAUUUUCGAGCGUCUCAACUCCAGGGUUGCCAUUUCCUCGGAGCUUGCCGCGUCGGUUCUCAGCAACCUCUUCGACCAGGUCGUGAUCGUGACGGAUGAGCUGAUGAACGUCCUCCCGCAAGGCCAAGGGCCGCUGACAUCGAUGGCUGCCCCGUCAGACCCAGCAUGCAUCCUCUUUGUCCCGACGUCAUCAAACGAAGCGAGGGGCGUGACGUUCACUCACGCAGCGUUGGCGACUGCUGUUCUGGGACAAGGGCCGGCAGCGAGAAUCACACCGCUUAGCCGUGUCAUGCAGCUGUCGUCCUUCAACGUUGACAUCUGCAUUACCGAAAUCUUCACCACGCUCGUCUACGGCGGUUGUGUCUGCAUUCCCUCGGCCGUCGAGAGGUUGCAAGACUUUGGCGCCGCCGUGAACAGGAUGCAGGUCAACUGGUCGUACAUGACCCCUUUGCUGUCGAGAAAGGUGGACCCGACUCAGCUGCCAUCCCUUAAGGUUGUGUGCUUUCGGACUCGGGGCCUCGACGAAGACACAUACAGCAUCUGGCAUGGGAAGGUCAAUGUGGUGUUGGCGUACGGGCCCCAGGAUGUGUGCCCGCUAGGUAUCGCCUUUCUCGAGGCUCUUGGCCCUCACCAUCUGAGAAGCAUUGGCCGCCCGUUUGCGGGAAGCCUUGUGAUCGUCAACCCAGAGGACCACAAGAAGCGCAUGCCAAUUGGGGCGGUGGGAGAGCUGGUCGUCGAGGGUCCCACACUAGGCUUCUCCUAUCCGAAUCGGGAGUCGAUGAUGACCCCUAUGUCGCCCUUAGGCCCUGCCGCCGGUGGCAAGGUGCGGCACUUCAAGACAGGACACCGCGCUCGGUACACGCAGGGGGGGCUAAUGGAGUUCAUCUCGAGCAAGCGGGACGACGUCGAUGCUGACGGCAGAAUCAUCAACGUCACCGAGAUCGAGCAGUAUCUGCGCCGCUGCCUUGGACAGGGUGUUGAUGUCGUAGUCGAAACAGUUAUCUUUCGGGGUCCGGCCAAGAACGAUAUCCUCCUGACCGCCUUCAUCGAGCUUGGCGAUCGUUUCGAUAGCGAGGAGAGUCUCACUUCGCUGAGCCUGGCCACCAAAGAGCAGCUUGCCAUGGUGAAGCAACUAGUUGAGGUCGGGCUGAAGAACAAGUUCGCUCCGUCCAUGGUUCCGUCGGUCUUCGUUCCCGUCAAGCACCUCCCCAUCACGCCGUCCCUCAAAGUGAAUCGACGCAGGUUGCAGAAGAUGAUCGCCGGACUGACAAAGGAGGAUCUCUUGGCGCUGGCAACAAUCCCGAACUCGAACGAGGCCAAGUUCCAGCACCUCAAGCCGCUACCCCUGACGCAGAGCGAGGAGAAGAUGCGAGCUAUCUGGGCCAGGGUACUGGGGGUGGAGGAGGCCAAAAUUUCGGCGCUCGACAGCUUUUUCAGCGUCGGUGGUGACGACAUUAUCGCGGCCCAGUUGGUUGCGGCCUGCCGUCAUGAGAACAUCUCCAUCUCUAUCGCCGAUGUUCUUCAGAAUGCUACGUUAACAGAGCUCAGCAGGGCGGUCGUGCCUGCGGAUUCCCCACAAGUCACCCAGGAGGCGUCCCCGGCACCCGUGGCAACGACGCCCUCGCCCGUGCAGCUUAACCCGUCCGCGGUCAAGGAGGUCUUCAUCGAGAAGGUAAUCGCUCCUAAGAUCGGCGUUGACGGCAGCGCAAUUGCGGAUGCGGCAGAGGCAUCCUCGGCGCAGAUUCGGUAUAUCGAAACCGGCAUGCUUCAAGGGCGCACAAACAUCAACUACCUCAUAUUUAAUUUCACGGGUGCUGUCGACGCGAAGAAGCUGGAGGAGGCAUGUAAGAACCUGGCCGUGAUACAUCCGAUCUUGCGUACUGCCUUUGUCCCGCACAACCGUCGAGUGUACCAGGCCGUCAUCAAGUCGAGUGGCAUCGAAUUCCGGCGGCAGUACACGCCGACGUGGCGGCUUUCUACGAUGUUGGACAAAGUGAUCAAGAAAGACCAGGCAUUGCCUACGAAGUUUGAGACGCCAAUGACCAAAUUCAUGUUCCUCGACGGCGGCAAACAGUCGAUUCUCAUCCUGAGGCUUUCCAAGGCGCAGUACGACGACCUUUCGGUUGCACUGCUUGUCAAGGACCUGAAGCGACUCUACGAUGGCUCACAAACCCCGCCUCGCCGCCCGACAUUCUGCGAGUUUGUGCGCACAGCACAUGUUGCCAACGCGCAGGGGGCCGAAGAGUACUGGCGGACCUUGCUGGAAGGCGCCGUCAUGACACAAGUCGUUACGCAUACCCAUCCGUACCAGGUGUCGACCAAUGUCAAGACGAUUCGGAACCCAAUGCUUCCGCUAGGCUCGCUCUCGAGCCUUGGCAUUUCGUUCGAGACGGUCCUGAAGGGCGCGUGGGCCAUGGUCCUUGCCAAUCUCUCGGCCUCCUCGGAUGUCGUCUUUGGCGAGCUGAUUGACGGACGCCACGUCAGACUUCCCGGUGGUCACUCGGUUGCCGGCGUCAUGGGCCCUACUGUCAAUGCCACGCCCGUGCGGGUCCAGUUCCCGGACACGGCGCUCACUCCACUGAACCUGCUGCAGUAUAUCCAUGCCCAGCGCAUGGCCGGCAUCCCGUUCGAAAAUCUGGGGACUCUUACGAUCGUGGAGAAGUGCACGCCCUGGCCAUACUGGACGCGCUUCAGCACGCUUGUGCAACACCAAUACGAGGAUACCGCCAUUACCCCGUCCGAGCCCAAGUCGUUCCACCUUGGGACUGCGUCCUGCAAGUUUACCAUCCACGAAUCCAAGGCGCAGGACGUGCCGGACCUGUUCGUGAAGUCGCUGGUACGGCCAGCAAACCGGGUCGAGAUCUCCAUCACAUUCUGCGCCGACCGCGUUUCCGAGACCAUUGCCGAGCAUGCACUCCGUCUUCUCUGCUCCACGAUUGGUCUUCUCACCAGCGUCAAUCUCAUGCAGCCUGUUAUCCCUUGUGGGUAUCAGUACCGGAACAUGGUCAAGAGGAUCCCGCUGCCGAAGAAGGCGUCCACAGAGCAGGAUGCGGAAGCGGCUGAAAGCGUGAUAAAAGGUCUGAGCAAGGACCAGAUCAAGGCCGUUCAGAAGGUCAUCCACGAUACCUGGACAUCAAUUCUCGACCCGCGAGCUUUGGGGGUGCCAGAGCCUCAGAUCCCCAACGCGGCGUUUUUUGACCUCUGGGGAAGCCUGAUCCCAGCCUUUCAGAUGAUGCAGCAACUCAACCGCGAGCUACCCAAGGUCAAUAUUCCUGGCGCCGACGCCAAUCUCCAGGUCACCAUGGAGGAAAUCGUUGAAAACGCGACCAUGCUGAAACAGUUCGAGCUCAUCGCGUCGAAGCUGAGACCGCAGACUGGGAGGGAGACGCAGAAGAAUAAGGACAAGGAGAAAGCCAAAGAGAGGGAAAGGGAGAAGGAGAAGGAAGCGGAAAAGGGCAGCUCGACCCCGACAUUACCUGCCCAUGGGCCCAAGAAAAAGCCGAGCAUGAACGUCUCCGUCCCCGCCGCGUCACUCGGAAGCCGCAUACGGCGGCUAGCCAGCACCGUCGGCCGGGGGACCACUCCACCGCCUACCAACAACCAGAACACCAUUGCCAUCAACAGACAGCCAACCAGCUCCCAGCCGCCUCCUACUCCGACGUCCCCGGUCGCCAUUGGCAUCGCCUCGGCCAUGGUUGCUGACCUCUCGCCCCUAUCGCCCAAGAUCAUAGGCGGCGUCAGCCCCGGCAUCGGCAGCAUCGCCAGCCCGCGCACCGUCAACAGCACCAGCCCCGGCCCAUCCAUCCCGAGCGCCCCGCCACAACUGCCUAAUCUUCCCGCUUUUGAUCCCAUCGCGGAGGAGGCCGAGCCCAACGAGCGAGCGAUACCAUCUGCGCCGCUGACAGCUCCGCUUCCUUUCCAGCGGGGUACGAGCCCGCAGGGACCCGGACACAACAACCUGGCCGAGCCGGACAGCAUGACCGAGGGCAGCAGCGCGAGCAGCACCAAUGCGAGCAACAACAGCGCCGAGAUGACGUUGGCUAUGACCAUGAUGAGCAUGGUCGGAGCACCUCCCGACCGCAUGGAGGCCAAACAUACCGCGGACGGGGACAGCGAUCGAGAUACCAUCGGCCCGCUCCCAACGACAACAAGAGGCUUCAAUAGAGCGCCGGCCGGCAUGAAGGUCGCGCCGCCUAGCACGCCUCAGAUGGGGGCUGCGGCUGAGAGGGGAAUGGUGGAAGAUCUUGUCAGUCCGCUCAGUGCCGCAGGUACGCCGAAGAGCGGGGGCGGCGGGCGGUACUUUGGCGGUAUGCAUCAUUCUCAUCACGCUCCAGGCCAGGGGCAUGGUCACGGCCAUGCAGGUGGUGCCGGGGAUAUGUCGGCUGUUUCGACGCCGGAUACGCCGGACCUUGGGGAGCAGCUUGGACGCGGGGUGUAGCCUUAAGGUGUAACGUGAUGUGGAUAGUUGAAAGAUUUCUUGAGGUGGUUGGCUAGGAUUCAAGCUUAUAACCUUUUGGGUAAUGUUGAGUCCGAGAUUCUGUACGGAUUAUAUCUCAGGGAGCCAUUUGAUGUCGUGAUACCGAUUUUUAGCGUGGCGUUACGGGCAGUCUUGAAGCUUGGGGUUUGGACAUUGGAUAGAGCUGUUCAUCGCGUUGUUCAUAAGUCGGACUUCAGUGUUAGACUUGGGUCAUCAUCCUAUGCGAUUUGGACGGUUAAAGUUGCAUCAUUGCAUGUUGCAUUGCGAG